Molecule: messenger RNA, 666 nt
Organism: Cladocopium goreaui
Lineage: Eukaryota; Dinophyceae; Suessiales; Symbiodiniaceae
Source: the annotation of a GenBank genome assembly
AUCAGUCUGGAUCUGAAUCGAUUUCAUGCAGUAAACCAUCGGCCCAAAGCCCAGUUCAAGAGCAACCACCGCCGUGCGUGUACAGUGCUGAGGGAGACCAUGUUGCUUCUCUCCCGUCUUCGAGCGUUGCAGCAGGAAGACCCAGUGCCACUGACCAGUUUGGACGACUUGACGCUGGACGAUCUGAUGAACGAGAAAGUCCAGUUCGGACAAAAGCAUUUGGGCCACACGCACAUGGAGGCAUGGCAGGAUCAACCUUGGAUCACAUACAUGAUCACUCACUACGGCAAGAGCCAGACUCCGGCUCACCGCCGACUGCUCCGAUUUGUGGAGUUGAUGAUCGAGCAUCACGAGAAGGACCAGGUGAUCAUCCCGGUUCGACCUCCCCAAGAAUCCGUGGCGGGUUAUGCAGGGACUUCCGGCCGUUCUGGAAGCGUAUUUCCCCAGUCCAAGAUGAAGGCCCGGCCAUCCGGCCAAACUCAAGCCAUCUCCUUGGACGACGGCACGGAGGAGGAGUUCGAGAUGUAUGCAUCGACGACUAUGACCCAGCCCAUCACCGAAAACCCGGAGUUCAAGGCCAUCCAAGAUCGGAUGUUGAACCUCGAGAAUGCCUUGUCCCGAGUGAUCCAUCACCUCGAGUCCAAGAUCGAGGAGGUGACACAGUAG